Molecule: messenger RNA, 1410 nt
Organism: Aegilops tauschii subsp. strangulata
Lineage: Eukaryota; Viridiplantae; Streptophyta; Magnoliopsida; Poales; Poaceae
Biological process (GO): DNA transposition
Molecular function (GO): DNA binding; transposase activity
Source: RefSeq, a predicted model, not a curated record
AUGGCAGCAGAAGCAAAUAAUGUCAAUGAAGAUGGUAAUGAGGAAGCACAGCUAGCAGACACAGAUACUGACUUCAGUGAUAGUGAUUAUGAGAUUGAUGAGGGAGAUGAUGAUUUGUUUGAUGACAACAUUGAUUUUGAUGUGGAUGAAGAAGAGGAGGUGGAGGAGCCAGAUGUGGAACCUGAGUAUGUUCUUGAUGAUGAAGAUUUGGACCUGACAAAAGAAGAAGAAGAGUACUUGAAAUACAAAUUCAGGACUUUCAAUGCAAAAGUUGACAUGAAAUCGCCUAUUUUUAAAGUUGGCAUGGUUUUUGCUGAUGUGAAGGAGCUCAGAAAUGCUUUGACAGCAUACUCUAUUAGGCAAAGAGUUAAGAUCAGGAAGGUAAAAAAUGAGCCAUCUAGGCUGGAUGCAGUAUGUCAGAAAGGUUGCCCCUGGAUGUUGAAGGCUGGUAAAGACAACAGAACAGGGGGUAUUGUCAUCAAGGCAUAUGCAGCUGAGCACAGAUGUCCAAAAAAAUGGAAGUUGAGGUCCCUCACUUCAAAAAUUUUAACAGCAUACUUCAUAGAUGAAUUUAGGGAUGAUCAGAAGAUGUCACUUGGAACUUUCUCAAGGAAGGUUACAAAGGAGUUCAAUGUGACACCAAACAGAUGGAAGUUAGCUAGAGCAAGGAAACAAGCUCUCAAGGAGAUACAUGGAGAUGAGGAGGAGCAAUUCAACAAAUUAUGGGACUAUGGAAGUGAACUGAGAAGAUCUAACCCAGGUUCCACAUUUCUCCUAUCCACUGCUCUUGUGAAGGACACAAAUUUUCCAUUAGGGAGGAAAUGCUUGAAAACCCUUUACUGGUCUUAUGAUGCAUGUAAAAGAGGCUGGCUCAAGGGCUGUAGACCAAUUAUUUUUAUUGAUGGGUGUCAUAUGAAGACCAGGUUUAAGGGAAUUUUGCUGAGUGCUGUUGGCAUUGACCCAAAUGAUUGUAUAUUCCCUAUUGCCAUGGGCUGGGUAGAAGUGGAAUGCACUAGUUCGUGGGAGUGGUUCUUAACCACAGUAAGAGAUGAUCUUAAUGUGAGAAACACUGCUCCAUUUACAAUAAUGAGUGACAAGCAAAAGGGCUUAAUAAAUGCAGUUAAGAAGGUUUGGCCAGAUUCAGAGCAUAGAUUCUGUGUGAGACAUUUAUACCAGAAUUUCCAUGAAAAACACAAAGGGGAAGUGCUGAAGCAGGAUCUAUGGGCCAUAGCAAGAUCUCCAAAUAAAGUUAAAUGGAGAGAGAACUGCCAAAGGAUGGAUGGGCACUGCUCUGCUGCAUUUCACUGGACUGAAAGAUUGGAUGUGAAGACAUGGGUUAAAGCUUAUUUUAGUGAUUUCAGCAAGUGUGAUAUUCUGCUAAACAAUAAUUCAGAGGUUUUUAACAGGUAA